AUGAGUAAAUACGCCCCGAUUACUAAUAAACACGUCUGCGGCCCUUUCUCGCCGUUGACAGCUCAAUUCGUAUCAUUCAGCGCGAGCCCUCGCCGGCCCCUCUCGGGGGCCACUCAUUGGAGCGGCACGUACCAAUCGAAUCGUUCGGGGCGUUCCUCGCCGUCGUCGACUUGUUCCGAAAAACUGGCGGAGGUCAAACGCGAGAGUGAGCCGGAGUGGUGCGACGCCGCCGCCGCCACCGCCGCCGAUUUCCACGACGACGACGACUUCAGAAUGGUGGAGGCGGCGCCCAGACAUCACCAGCUGUUGGGGAACGUCUUCGGAGAGGGCUUCAAGCCGGUGUUUAAGAGGGGCGCGACGCCGACGACGGCCAGUUCGCUCUUCACCAUUGACAGCAUCUUGGCGCCGAGGCCCAAGCCGAGCAGUCCGCAGAGGCCGGUGCUGCAGCAUCCGGGGCUGCAUUUGGGGCACAUCGCCGCCGCGGGCGGGUUUGGCGCCUCCUCGGCAGAUUUCCUAGCAAUGGCGUACCCUGGGCUGUACCCCGGAUACGUGCACGCGCUGGCGGCGGCGUCGCAGGCCGCGUCGAUGGCGGGCAGCCACCCGCAGCACCAGCCCCCGAAACGGAAGCGCCGCCACCGCACCAUCUUCAGCGAGGAGCAACUGGAGCAGCUGGAGGCGACUUUCGAACAAACGCACUACCCCGACGUCGUCCUCAGAGAGCAGCUCGCCCUCAAAGUGGACUUGAAGGAGGAGCGGGUCGAGGUCUGGUUCAAAAACCGACGGGCCAAGUGGCGGAAGCAGAAGCGCGAAGAGCAGGAGAGGAUGAGGAAGAUUCAGGAGGAGGAUGUUUGCAGGAGUGUGGAGCAGCAGAGACUCCUGCAACCGCCGAAUUUCAGCGACGAGGAUUCGAGCGACUUGGAGGUGGCUUGAGAGAGGGAAGGGGGGUUUUAUCUAGUCAAUUGUUGCUGUUCUGUAUAAAUGUAUAUUGUUUGGGGUUUACAUUUAGUGCAAAUACCGACGGAAGGUUCCGAGAUUUGAGUUGCGGUCAGGUUGUUUCGGUUCGUGUAAAUAUUAGGUUAAGAUGAGUUAUGAUCAAGUUGUUGUAUUUUAAAUUACGUAUCGACAGGUUAGAGUAU
Molecule: messenger RNA, 1136 nt
Organism: Tribolium madens (black flour beetle)
Lineage: Eukaryota; Metazoa; Arthropoda; Insecta; Coleoptera; Tenebrionidae
Product: homeobox protein goosecoid-like
Biological process (GO): regulation of transcription by RNA polymerase II
Cellular component (GO): nucleus
Molecular function (GO): DNA-binding transcription factor activity, RNA polymerase II-specific; RNA polymerase II cis-regulatory region sequence-specific DNA binding
Source: RefSeq, a predicted model, not a curated record